Messenger RNA from Aureobasidium musti, 855 nucleotides. The record is from the annotation of a GenBank genome assembly. NCBI's taxonomy places the organism in Eukaryota, Fungi, Ascomycota, Dothideomycetes, Dothideales, Saccotheciaceae.
AUGGAGUUGAUGAACAGCUAUGACCGUCGCAUCUGGCACUGGUGGGUCAUGAGCGAUAUCAUCAGCAAAUCGAACGACAAGAUCCGAGUUCAAAGCCAAAAGCAUGACAGCGAGUCCCCCGUCUGCGCAACCGUACAUAAAGAGCUCCUGUGCUUCUAUUCGCCUUACUACACUGCUGCCAUCAAAGGUGGCUUCUCCGAAAGUCGCCAGGAUCUUCUCACUCUCAGCCUCAGUGCUUCGCAGACGCGACUGUUCGUGGAGUGGCUCUAUACAGGUCUCUGUGAUCGUGGUCUGUGGGACGAAGAUGACCUCUACGCUCUGUACAUCUUCGCUGACCAGACGGAUAUCAUCGCCCUUCGCAGAACUAUCACAACUCGCCUGAAAUCAAUGUGCCGCACUCGAGUCACUCCUGGCGAAAUGGCAAGACUUGUUUCUCAACUUCCCAGAGGCUCUGGAUUGCGAUGCUUUCUCUUAGAAGAAGCCCUUUUCAACCGUACGACAGCGCUCAGAGAAGGCAAGGUAGCUACAUGGGACUGGGAGCAGCAGGGCUAUGUACCUGAAGACUUUCCUGAAGACUUCUACGCCCAGCUCGUCAAUGGGCAUAUCGAAAACAAUGGGNAAGGUCGGUCUUCCUUGUUGUUCAGCAAUCCAUGCAACUACCACGAGCAUGAAAAUGGGGAAGAAUGGAAAAUGACUUGUGGCAGGAACUUCAUCAGCCGUUAUGAGCUGAAAUCUGAACUCAAAUACUUCAGAAACCCAAGCGCUGAUGAUCAGGUUCCUGCUGCCCUAUUCAGUGGCAAGAAAUUGAUCGAAGCAAACACUGAUGCUCAGAUUGCUGCUUGCUCCUUACAGUAG